UAUAUAUAUAUACACACACACACACACAUACAUGUAUCUCCAUAGUCACAAGGGAGAGCAUUGCAUUUUUUGCGCCUCGUACAUUUAACUCUGUGGAAGGGGAAGCAAUCAAACGAAGGGGAAGUUGCACCCACCACCUGCAGUAGAGCAGCGCGCGCGGUUAGAAACAGUUGAACGUUUGCGCACGGCCUAACGUUGUUUUACUUCUUUCACCGGUCGAAUGGGAAAAAAAAGAAACUAUUCUAAAAAGGAAGACUUUACAAAAGUCUCAUCGAAUUAGAAAUUAUUUAGAUACAUGGAAUCGCGAACGCAACUAUAUUCGUCGAUAAAAUAGAAUGCGAUAACGGACUGAUAAAUAACGAUUACAAACGAUUGUUCUCUUACGUUACGUCGGACGAAUGACGUCACAGAAAGGAUGACCGCGUGGGUGUCUCGCGAAUCGUCUCGACUCUCCGACGGGGCUAAAUUCUCAAAUGCAUUUGAUUCGUAGUAAAUGCGCAUAAUAAGGGAUUUGGAAGGAAAUAAAGAACGAGAGAGUAUAAGUUCUUCGAUUAAUCGGUGUCAAAGAGAAAGAAAGAAAGAAAGAAAAACAGAGAGAGAGGCGAGAGGGAGAGAGAGAAGAGCCGAGCAGUAAUAGUAGUAACACAAAGUACUAUAUUUCAUCCACGAAUCGAUAAUUCGAAUUGGCAGAACGGGUUACGAUAUUAAGAUCCGUCGGCCGAUUCCUAAAAAUAUCAACGAGCGUUACGUCGGGUAAGAUUCGAUAGCCUUAUCCACAUCCCUUUUCCCUUCUCUUUGCUGUUCUCUUACCUUCUCCCUCUCCCCCCUCCUCUCUCUUCUAAUUCCCCUCCUCCUCCUCCUCCUCCACCUCCUACAAGAAUUCUCUGUCGUAUCCACUCGAGAGUGACACGGUAGAGUUCGCUCGAGGAGGAACCCACCCCUGAUUCUCGUUUCCCAACCGGCCUCCUCUCCCUCUUGCCCUCGCCCUCGCCCUCACGCGGCCGGCCGUGUGCGAGCUGGCGGUGUGCGAUCGUCUCGCGAUACCAACGAAUAUCGCGAUAUUGACGAGGACGACGAGGACCGAGAGGAGGACGACAACUACGACGUUCUCUAACAUAGACGAUUGACAACAUGUGUGACAUCGCAAACGAAAACGAGAGAAUGAGAUAUCGGCACGGUCGUGCCUCGAUACACCGAAGAAAAUGGCCCUUGCGAUUGGCACUGUUUCUCGUCUAUGUUCUCGUGCAAUUUGUGGGCUCCUCGAAGUUACCAAUCACAUACUCACCCUCCUACUCGUCCUCAACAGAGUACGAGGAAAGUUCGACGUUGGAAUCGACCGUAUCUUCUUACUAUCCAACAUCGACCGAAUUCGAAUUAACGUCCUCGAUGAUGCAAACUUCGGUACCAGUGUCAAUUUCUGGUGAACAUCCAUCGAGAAAUACGAAGGAAUCGAAGAAUCCUGCAAAGGAGAGAAACAAGAGCGAGAAAAAUAAUGAAAAAACGAAUACGAAGUCGAGGAUUCGUGAACAAACGAAGGAAGAAUCUAAAGAAAAGGAAACAGAAAAAGAAGCCAAGGCGGCCGUUGGUGCAGCAGCAGGUGCAGCAGCGGGUGCAGCAGCGGGUGCAGCUGCAGCUGCGACCAAAACAAUUCCAAUCACUACCGCUACUAUUCCCACGAUACGAACAACAACUGCUGAAUACGUUCAUCCUACAUGGAGACCAAGAAGAGAAAAUUGUUCACCACCUGCUAUCGAACAGUUCCCACGUCCUUUGAUGGGCCCUGAAGCAAGAAAACAUGGCGGACUUAUCAUACACGUUCUCGUUGCCGUCUACACGUUUCUAGGCUUGGCAAUUGUCUGUGAUGAUUAUUUCGUUUCUAGCCUUGACAGAAUUUGCGAAGAGUUAAGGUUAUCGCCAGAUGUAGCAGGAGCAACUUUCAUGGCUGCUGGAUCUUCAGCACCAGAAUUGGCUACAGUCGUCAUUGGCGUUUUCUUCGCUAAGGAUGACAUUGGAGUCAGUGGAGUCAUCGGUAGCGCCGUUUUCAAUAUAAUGUUCGUUAUAUCGGUAUGCGGUCUUUGUACAACGACCGUUUCCAAAUUGAACUGGUGGCCUCUUGUACGAGAUUGUUUCUUCUAUGCUGUUUCUAUUCUCGUUAUGCUUGGUACGAUCUACAAUGAAACCAUAUCCUGGAUGGAGUCACUCUUCAUGUUGGUCAUGUAUGCGGUAUAUUGCAUAGCUCUCUCGUUUAACGAAAGACUCGAGCGAUGGGCGAAGUCGUACAAUAUUCCGUUCUUACCCAAGGACGACGAGCCAGCCGAAGAAAGCGCUUUGGUUAGUUAUAGAUCCUUGCAAGAAGAUCGAUUAUCUUACACGGGGCCUAAUUCACCUGUUACCGAACAAGCUGCACAAAUAAAAACUCAGGAAGGAAAUGGUGUUCAAGAAACCGGUGAACAACCACCAGCUCCAAAACCAGCACCCCAAUAUUACAAAGCAAAAGAACCUGAUCCAAACGAGGUAUCGCCACUCGUAAUGCCUACAGAUGGAAGUAAAUGGAAUCUUUUCACAUGGGGUCUCGUGUAUCCUAUUCACUUUAUGUGUCGAGCCACUAUGCCAGAUUGUAGGCAAGAAAGGUUUCGAAGUUGGUAUCCUUUCACCUUUUGCGUGUCCAUGGUGUGGAUAAGUUUCUAUAGCUACAUCAUGGUCUGGAUGAUCACUAUUAUAGGUAGUACACUUGGUAUUCCUGACACAGUGAUGGGUCUAACCUUCGUCGCAGCUGGAGUUAGCGUACCAGACGCUCUUUCUUCUUUAGCUGUGAUAAAAGAAGGCCUUGGUGACAUGGCUGUGAGCAAUGCCGUUGGUAGUAAUGUCUUCGAUAUUCUUGUAUGUUUGGGUUUACCGUGGUUCAUACAAACAGCGAUGAUACAACCGGGUUCUCACGUCAAUGUUACUAGCAGAGGCCUAACAUAUUCAACUGUCUCGUUACUCUCAACGGUAAUAUUCUUGGUAGUUGCAACACAUAUGAACGGAUGGAAGUUGGAUCGACGAUAUGGUGUAGUAUUGAUGGCAUGGUACUUAAUAUUCAUCAUCUUCGCGUCACUCUACGAGCUCAAUGUCUUCGGAGAGAUGAAUCCACCAGUAUGCCCGAGCUUCUUUUAAAUGAAAAAAAGGAAGAGAAAAAGAACAAAUAUAGCCAUGAAGUGGAAGGAGACGCACCAUUGAACCUUGCCCUGGAAUUGAUGCGCGAUAAUCCUUCGAAAUAGCCGCUUGCGACCGAUUAACUAUUCAGGCAAGGGCAAAGCUAAUCUGUCGAAGAGAAGAGCAAGAAAAAAGGGAAUAUUAAAACAAAACAAAAAAGAAUUAGAAAAAAAGAGAAAAGAAAAGAAAGGGCAACGACGUCAAAAAGAAAAGAUAGAGGAGCAACAGAAUUAAUCAAUAACGUCGUUUAUAUCUACUUUUUUUUCAACUAAACGUUCAAAAUAGUACGAAAGCAUGAAAGUAGUAGAAGACGAAGACACGCUGUAAUAUUACCGAGCCCUGCACGAAGGAUAGCGAGUUUUUUUUUGGUGCUACAUACGUUAUAUAUUAUAAAAAUAUCUCGAAUAGUAUAUUGCUGACACUAGUCGUUUGUACAGCUCGUGACUCGUAUAGUUCCCUUCAGAAUCGGGAAAAUUCUUCCAACGAUCGAUCGAUCGAUCGAGAACGAUCUUCUCGAGAUAAAUUUUGUAGUCGAGCGAUCAUCAUACAGCCGAUAGCUUCCAUUUGAAUAUUAAAUCUGAAUUCGACGACAUCGAAUAAAGGCCUAAAGCCAAUAAUCACUCGAAUCUUCCUCGUCGCUUUUUUUGGCGUCGGGUUGAACCGAGAAGACAAUACAAUUAUCAGUAUUAAGACGCACUUGUUAUUCGACGAGCAUAGAAAAGCAACGGCAGGUGGUCGGGCGACGAAUCGAUCGUACGAUUUGCUUCGUUUUUUCCUAACGAGCACAACGACAAUGCCAUAAAGAAUCUAUACUGGCACUUGAAAAGAAAGAAAUCCUUCUCGAAACGAUUGAUUGAUUCGUGUACGUACGAUAACGUACACGUAUUAUGUAAUUAAUAUGUAUUAAUUUAUUUAUUUAAGGAUCCUCGUGUCAGCCAUAUAGAACUCUCUUAGAUACUCGUAAGAAUACGUUAUUAUACUCUUAUUGUCAGAUUCUAUAAUAGUUAUAAUUAUUGUUAUAUUAUACUUAUCGUAAUCACGUUUUCAUCGAAAGGAACGCAUCAUCAAAAAAGAUAAUGAUCUUCAAAUCGUAUUCCGAGAAAACGGGUUUCUUCGUGUCUCAACAAAUAUCUCUUCCUUUGACGAUUUUAAUCGUUUCACGAGACGACGGAUGCGAGUGUUUUGUCGCGUUCCUGCGUUCGCCAUUUAUUCGCAUUAUCGUUCGGUUUUCCCUAAUUUCAUCGAGUUAACAUCGAUGAAGUCUUAACCUCGUUAAUAACUCUAGUUCAGAUUGGUUUCAUUAAUCGCUCGUCCGUCCGUUGUUCUGAAAAACUUAAGACACCCUGUAUCUGACAUUCGACAAUGAAAGGCUAAGAUUCGCGAGAUCAAAGGAAAUACCUUGUUAAUGCGAGCACGUGAUAUAAAUCAUUAUAAUUUGUCAUCAUUUUUUACUUUAUUCUGCUGUUCUUUUCUUGGUUUUUUUUCUUUGGAUUUAAUAGAAUAAUUUUUACCGAACAGAUCGAACUGUGGUCAAAUCUUUUCUGCUCGAAGGUACUUUAUGGAAUUGCCAUUGAAAGGUAGUAAAAAAUUAAAAAAAAGCAAACAAAUAAAAAAAUCAUUUAGAGUAAAUAUAUUUCGACGAUCGCGAUGGAAGGAAAAAAAGGGGAAGUACGAGCGCGGGAGGGCGUAUAAACGAUUAAAAAAAGACAAUAAUUAACGCAGCCUUAUCCGAUGAAAGUAUCUACAAGUCUCCUAAAAGGAGAAAAAAAGAAAAGAGAGAAUAAUAAAAUAAGAAAGAAAAGAGGAGUAAAAAUACCUGCGCGUUCCUUGAGAUACCAAAUUCGGACGGACUCGAUGUGUUCUCGAUUUCGAAAGUUGUUAUUAUAUUUCGAAAAUUGAAUUAUAGAGAAAAAUUAAAAAGAAGAAAUUAAAAAAAGAAAAGAAAAGAAAUUUGGAAUCUCGUGCGGAAAUAAUCGAUAUGGCUCCGUUUUCGGGAUCCUUUGAUCUUUCGAUCUCAACGCGCAGGGUGGCAGAGUCCUUUCCGAAAGAAAGUAAAUGCGUCUUUAAAAAAUAAUAAUAAUAAUAAACCGAGCCAAAAAGGAUUAAAGUGCAAAAUUACAUGAAUUAUUAAAGAAUUAUAUAAAUGCAAAUUUACAUGAAUUAUUAAAGAACAGGAACUCCGACACAUUCCGCCUCCGUCGCUUGGUAAAGUUAUUAAUUAAGAAAAAAGAUAAAAAGAAAUAAGAAAAACGGGAAAGUAAUUUAUCAACGAAAUACUUUUUAGAGUUUUGUGAUAAUAAUAUUAUUAUCAUAAUACGAUCGAUUCGUUCGACCCUACGGACAUGCGACCCUGUAUGCAAUUGUUGUGAAAAAAUAAAAAAAAAAAGAAUUCGAUUACUUUAAAGCGAAAGAUUUUGAACUCUUGAAAGAGAUAUAAGUAAGAAAAAAUGAGAAACAAAAAUGAAAAUGAAAAAAAAAAGAAGAAUAAUCGGGUAACCCGUGCGAUCUAAGUGAUCGCAAGGAUCGCGCAGACAUUUUAGAAUUUAUAAUAUACCCACACACGCGCUCGUGCGCGCGCGCAUAUACACACAUACACAUACACAUAGCGCAUAAAAUUAAAGUCUUGCGGAAAAGAAAGGACUUAGACCGUAUGACUAUAUUAAUUAUUAUGAUUAUUAUUAUAUUCUUAUUCUUCUUCUUAUAAUUAUUAACACCAUUAUUACUAUAAACAUUCGACGUGUUUGUUCGCCACUUUUAUUCGUUAUUGUUAGUGUUUUAGGCGAGUGUAUAUUAUAACAAACGUUAUACAUAUACAUAUAUAUAUAUAUAUAUAUAUAUAUAUAUAUGUAUAUGUAUAUACGUAUCUGCGUGGAGACGUUCGAUCGUGCCGGAAAAGAAAAGAAAAGAAGUGCAUCAAUCCGUGUCAAUUAGAUUUUCAAAAGCAAUCUAUUUACGACCCUUUCUCUCUCUCUCUCUUUGUCUCUUUUCUCUUCGAUCUCAAGCAAAACAUUAAGCCUUCCUCCGCAUCCUCGUCAAGAGAAUCUUCCUUCCUAGUUCGACAUAGUGAAAUUUCAAUAAGGAAAAAGAAAAAGGAACAUGCGAAAAAACUUGAAAUUUCCGAAAAAUCGGACGAACGUCUCACCGCAUUGCUUCCGAUGUUUUAGGGAAGCGCCGCUCGGAAGUCAAGGCGCUCAUUUGUUAGAUAUUUAAAAUAUUAUACGCGGACCAGUCAGUCUCUCGAUGUGUUUCGUAGAGCGUAUAAAUCAACGAAUCGCGAAUUGUGAGAAGAGAAAAAAAAUAAAAAAGAAAGAACGAAGAAAGGAAAGCUCAUCGAGAGCCAAUCGUUUCGCAAUCGUCGUUACGCGGUAUCAACGAAGAAGAAAAAUUAAAAACAAUUUAUUAAGCUUUUAAGUCAAUCCUAUUCAGAUCUUUUUUCUGUAUAUAUACGUAUACACAAAUAUAUAUAUAUACACUCAAACAAAUUGUUAUAUAUAUAUAUACACACACAUACGUAUAAAUGUGCAGACAAUUCCUCUCGAUCGUUUAUCAAUCGAUUUGUAUGGAAAUCGGUAAGCAUUUAGAAAGUCAAUUCGAAAUAAUUAUUACGAUCAUUAUCAUUAUCGUUAAUAGUUGUAGCGAUAGUAAAUACUAUUCGUAGUAAUUAUAAUACAUACAGCAAAAGAAGAGAAAAUGAAAAGAAAGAAGAUCGUUCAAUCACAACGAACAUACAUCGGUUCUGAUGAUGUAGUCGUUUGGAAAAAUGGCGCCACUUAAGAUUUCUAAUUUUGGUGAAAUAGCACUAGAUGAUAUGCGAAUUAUAGAAAUUCGAUAAAGUCUUUCCGAUCAAUUUCGUUACUCUUUAAUCCAAAGGUCGGCAACUUAUUCAUUAAAAAGUGCACCCUAAAUAGCUAAUUUAUGACAUAGGACACUUUACUUUCUAUAUUUCUUUUUUCUUAACAACCGGUAGCGGUAUAUAUAUUGUUUAGAUUAAAAUUUAAUAAAUAAAAAACAAUACGUCCAUUCGAUAUUUAAUUACAUUAAUAAUAACAAUUAAUUAAUAAUAUUAAUUUAAUGAUAAUAAAUAGAAGUUAAAGAUUUUAGCAUUACAUUUCAUAGAUUUUUUAAAAAGCACGUUGAUUAGUCAUAUAUAUACGCAACUGUCUUUUAAAACUAUUUUAAAAACUAUUCACAGCUAGAUCCCAUGAGCCUCUUGUUGCCGACCUCUGCUUUAAUUAUUCCUCUUCAAAGUAUCUUCUAUACUGACACGUAGAAUUAAUCAAGAGAAAAAUAGAACGCGAGAAGAUAGUAUGACAUAACCAACCUAUCGAUGGUUUUAGAUAUUAAAACGUUUUUAGACGAGAAACAUCGAUCAAUUCGUUUGUGUCCUUAUUACGAUUAGUGUGCAAUCGAAGUCAAUAUACGUAUGUAUACACACACACACAAACACACAAACACACGUAUAUAUAAAUACCUGUUACAAGUUUUUGCCUAAAUUCAUCCCCCCUUGAGAUCCCAUAUGCUUACCGAUUGCCUAAGAAUCGAUCGUUGAAACUGUUUCUCGAUCUCGUUUCAAUUUUCUCACAUUAUACGAUUAUUGUAUAAAAAGUAAUAGGAAAAAAAAAAAAAGAAAAAACGAACGCGAAAUAGAAAACGUAUGUAGAGAGUUCGACGAA
This is a messenger RNA of Vespula vulgaris, 7868 nucleotides long. RefSeq names its product probable sodium/potassium/calcium exchanger CG1090. Gene Ontology annotation, molecular function: calcium channel activity; calcium, potassium:sodium antiporter activity. The record is from RefSeq and is a predicted model, not a curated record. Gene Ontology annotation, cellular component: membrane. Gene Ontology annotation, biological process: intracellular calcium ion homeostasis; calcium ion transmembrane transport. NCBI's taxonomy places the organism in Eukaryota, Metazoa, Arthropoda, Insecta, Hymenoptera, Vespidae. The transcript is spliced from 10 exons. The coding region runs from base 1132 to 3156 and encodes 674 amino acids.